CACUAAGUGCAGCAUAUAUAUAAAUGCGUUUCAUCAUCAGAUUUGUAUGUAUAUUGUGUCAGUUCGCCUUUGUUUUUUAAUUGCUAGUCCGUCAAUUAAGAAAUGCUUUUACGGUGUGUGUCCAACUAAUCGGGAUAACCUUUCCUCGGGACGAGCCCACUGGAAGGGCUGUUUGGGAGCAUAAACAAUGGAAAGGGUUGCAUCUGUGGGAGCGUGUAUGUUUGUAUACGUAUACCCACACCAUUGUUACGAUGCACCUGGAAGGCCAAAAGAGAAAUGCAGUGGAAAGUGUAUUGUUGCAGUGUGUUAGCGAUCCUGGCCAGCUGAGUGGCUGCGCGGAUUAGACACAGUGCUAUCCGGUUCUACACAGAUACUGGCGAUCCAGGGUUUGGCCUGGUGUCUAGACAUUUUGAAAAGAAAGUGAGGAAAACAGUGUGUGCGUGUAUGUAAAUAGAUGUAUUUUCCCAUUCCUUUGUACCGAAAACAAAGCAAAGUUGAUUAAUACGAGCUAAGACAGUCGGGGGCGAAAGUAUUGGCCAAAACAGAUUCCUUAAAUUUCUCUCUUCUCAAGUGCUCCAAAAUAAGCUUAUCGUCAAACUUUAGCUGCUAUCUGUUAUGACGUAGUAAAAUUUGUAAGAUUUUAAAAUAAGGUUAUUCAUUGUUGAUGUCAAACUUUUACGAUUCCUGAUAAUUUUUUGCAUAUGUCCAGCUAUUUUAGGAGACUAAUAUUUCUUGCAGUACUGAAUUUAAUUAAGGGAUAGUUACAAUUGCGUUCUAUUCCACAACAGACCCCAUUGUUUGAAGUCUAUGAUAUGGGGGUGCACUUUUGCUGGUGGUGUGGGUGAACCAGUUUUCUCCCAUGGAGCAUUAAAAAUUAUAGAGGUAAUUUUACAGUCCAAAAAAGAAAUCGCAUGAGUAUGAGUAAGAAAACUCCAUAACCUUUAAAUGCGACACAAUCAAAACAAAAGUGUUGUCGAAAUUUCAAUACAAGUCAAGACUAGUUGAAUCAUACUAAAUGUGUUAAACAGUAUAAAACUUUAGCUUUGAGAUAAUAUAAUUUAACUUUUCUAAUUUCCCUCGGUUUCCCAAGUAUAUGAAUGAAGCCAUGCCAACAUUUUAGUCAACGACUGUGCGGCCAUCAGCUAGGGAUGUACAUACGCAAGUAAAAUGCAUGUACAUUGCACUUACACAUGUAUAUACAUACAAAUGUAAUGUGUAGGAAAAAAAAGAGCCGAAUGAAAAUACCCUUGAUUUUGAUAUUGAUUGAUUUUGACUAUUGACGAGAUUAGCAGACUCGAUAAGUGGCUCUCUCAUUUUUGGGUAGUAAUAUUUGUAAGGAAGCUUUUAAACAAGAUACACCACAAACUGCACUUUCCAUAGCAGCGGGUUAAAGGUCGAACCACGAAACAAAGUUACAUAUAAAGCCCCAAAUGAGGCAUUAAUUAUUUUCUGGGACCCGUACCCCGUCAAUAGAAUGAUAACGAACUGCAUUCUUACAAUGUAACAGGAAUAUAAUGUGCUAUACCUCCACUGCAGGUCGUAGAUUGAACUGCUAUCAGCAAGUGCUAUCAACUGCCAUAAACGGAGCCACAAUCACGAUAACAUCACUUGAGCAAUCGUCGACUCAGGCCGCAUAGGCCCAUCAGGCAGCGGUUCAGGUUGGAGGCACUUGCUCGGCAUCGGGUUCCGGUAGAGAGGCUGAGCCUGAGGCAGAGCCUGCUUGUUGCUGCCGCGUUCGCAAAGGACUCAAAAUUGAUAGAAACAACAAAAAGUCUGCUGCAACUGGUGCCUCAUCUGAGGACCAGCCGCCGCGCAAAAAGGGUCGUCGCUCAGGAGGCUCAGGCUCCGCGUCCUCAUCCGCUUAUUCCACUUCCCCUGCCGCAGGAUCAGUUGAUGCGGCAUCCACGUCGCGAGCGGCCCAGCAGUUACAGCUCCAACUAAACUCAUCCAGUUCUACAGAGCGCAGCACGGCAGCAUCCGCAAAUCCUAGCAGAGGGCACCACAAACCGAUAGACAGCAACAAAAGACCACGCGAUCGUAGUAGCAGCAGUACACAGGGCUCCGAGGCAACCAUGCAGAGCACCAGUUCCACGUCGAGCGGCUCUUGCUCCAGGCCCCUCGAGGGUUCCACACUCAAUUCCGGCGGCAGUGCCGAGAACGUGGCUCGCGAUGGAGGCAGUGGCGAUGACAGCGUCGGCAUCGGUGAUGAGAAUCCAUCGGGCAGCAGCGCCGCCACGAACGGACACGACUCCAAACACAACGGCUUCAUUGUCAACAAUAACGGCAGCAGCAGUCGCAUCGUCGACGGCGAGAACAAUCGGGAAAACACCAGCUGCAGCGGUGUGCAGCUGGACAAGUCCAACCAAGAGAUCAUCCGGCUGAUCGGACAGUAUCUGCAUGACGUCGGUCUCGAUAAGUCAGUCCAAACGCUCAUGUUGGAAUCCGGAUGCUACUUGGAACACCCCUCUGCAACCAAGUUUAGGGAGCACGUCCUAAUGGGUGACUGGUCAAAGGCAGAUUCAGACCUUAAGGACCUAGAGCCACUAAUCGACAAUGGGAAAUUGGCAACGAUCACCGAAAUGAAGUUCAUAUUGCUGGAGCAAAAGUAUUUAGAGCAUUUGGAUGAUGGCAAUCCCUUGGACGCCCUUCACGUCCUUCGCAGCGAGCUGACUCCCCUGCAGCACAACAUAACGCGUGUGCACCAGCUGUCCUCGUACAUGAUGUGUUCUACCAACCAAGACCUUUACCAGCGUGCCAAGUGGGAGGGCAAGGGCAUCCUGUCGCGUGCCUUGGUCAUGGAGCGCCUACAGACAUUUAUGCCGCCGUCGGUGAUGAUGUCGCCACGGCGCCUGCGCACCCUGCUGCAGCAGGCCGUGGAGCUGCAGAGCCAACACUGCCCCUGCCACGACAUGGCGUGGGAGACGAAUCUGGAGACAGUCUCGCUGCUCACCGACCACUGCUGCACCACGGACGGCUUUCCAAUGCAAACUAUUCAGAUUCUCACCGACCAUUGCGACGAGGUCUGGUUCUGCAAGUUCUCGCCCGAUGGCCUCAAGCUAGCGACGGGCAGCAAAGACUCCACUGUGAUUAUCUGGGAUGUUGAUCCGUACAAGCUGACCCUUAAGCACCGUCGCGUUCUCGACGGUCAGGCCCAGCUUAGCGUGAGCUUCGUCAGCUGGAGCCCCGACUCCAAGCUCAUCCUUGUCGGCGGCACCGAGGACUCCCAUGAGCUCUACAUCUGGAACGUGGACGACGGCAAGCUAGUGGUCAAGUUCUCGCAGUCUCUGGAGGACAGCCUGGCCUGCGGUGCCUUCAGUCGCGAUGGCGCUCGAUUCGUCUGCGGCGGCCAGAAGGGUCAGCUUUACCUAUGCGACCUCAACGGUACCAUCGUGGACUCCUGGGAGGGAGUGCGCGUAAACAGCAUAGCCUUUCGGGCGGACAACAAAACGAUCUUAGCGGCGGAUAAUCAUUACCGAAUCAGAGGGUACAACUUUGAUAGCCCGCGUUCAGACUUUGAUAUUCUGAGGGAGCCACAUCCCAUAAUGACCUUUAGUAUCAACUCCGCCGACCGCUUGGCCUUGCUGAACGUCUCGAACCAAGGCCUUCACCUUUGGGACAUCGAGGACAAGUGCCUUGUGCGCCGUUUCCAGGGAAUACGUCAGAGCAACUUCGCCAUCCACUCCUGCUUCGGCGGCGUUAACGAGAGCUUCGUUGCCAGCGGCAGUGAGGACAAGGUUGUCUACAUUUGGCACAUCAAGCGCGAGGAGCCGCUGGCCAAGCUGGCCGGGCACACUAAGACGGUGAACUGCGUGUCCUGGAAUCCCGUGUACCCGUCCCUGCUGGCCAGCGCAAGCGAUGACGCCACCGUGAGAAUCUGGGGACCGAAGCCCAACGGCAGCAGCGCAACGACUGAGAGCGACGAUUGCUCUUCUAGCUCGUCUUCGUCCUCCUGGAAUAUGACUUAAGGUCCCGAGCAGUAGCAAAUGGAUGUGAGUGGGAUAGAUUUUGGAUGCUGAUAUAGUUAUAGUGCGCCCUGAUUUCGAUAUAAAGCUUAAUGCGUACCGCUCUGAUGGCGCAUCGGGGUCGUCGUUGCUACAAACUGCCAUUACAACAAUAUGUAUGAGCAGCAUGACUUACGAUUAGCAUUAAUUACUUAAGUACAUUAAUACGAAAGGAGAGGCAUAACAUCAUAUCUACUAUGCUAUAACAAGAAAUCGAUUCGUUCUCAGAUUUCUUUUUUAUAUAUGUAUGCAUACGGCGAUGCGAAUUAAUAUUUCCGGCCUAUAUUAGCGACUCUUCUCGAUCUUUUCAUUUAUUAAAAGUGCGAUCGACCUGCUUGGUUUUCAAAUUAUUAAAGAUUGCCAUUUGAUUUGUUCUAUGCAGUUUCCGACAUUUAGUAUGUAACACGAUUUGACGUAAUUGAUACCCAGCAGACACAAUAAAAGUAGUUCUAUAUAUGUUUUU
Messenger RNA from Drosophila melanogaster (fruit fly), 4464 nucleotides. RefSeq lists its product as uncharacterized. The transcript has 3 exons. The record is from RefSeq and is marked reviewed. Lineage: Eukaryota; Metazoa; Arthropoda; Insecta; Diptera; Drosophilidae. Gene Ontology annotation, cellular component: mitochondrion; cytoplasm. The coding region runs from base 2073 to 3965 and encodes 630 amino acids.